This is a messenger RNA of Ogataea angusta, 3336 nucleotides long. RefSeq lists its product as uncharacterized. The record is from RefSeq and is a predicted model, not a curated record. Gene Ontology annotation, molecular function: ATP binding; nucleic acid binding; hydrolase activity, acting on acid anhydrides, in phosphorus-containing anhydrides. The transcript has a single exon. The coding region runs from base 1 to 3336 and encodes 1111 amino acids. NCBI's taxonomy places the organism in Eukaryota, Fungi, Ascomycota, Pichiomycetes, Pichiales, Pichiaceae.
AUGCCUGAUAAGAAACCUUUUUUUGACCAUAGUUCUACCAGCAGACAAAUAGCACAAAAGUCUGAACCCCCCGAAAAGGGGAAUAUUGAGGGUGAUGAUUUUGAUUGCUUUCAGUACGAAUUAAAAUCCAUGUUCUCGGAUAUCAAAUCACAGACGAUUAAACAUUUGUAUCACGAAUUUCAUGAUAAGCCUGAAGCAUUACCACUUGCAAUAAACGCUUUCUUAGAUGAUCCCCAGAAGUAUCAAUACGAAGACCAGACAACAAACAAAAAGGACAUAAUUCCCACGCAUUCAGACGAUGAUUUUAGCAAUAACGUUGAUCAUGUAUCUAAAAACACCCUCGAUUUUGAAUUUCAUACUAAUAAGCGACAAAAGCAGCCAGCCAACUGGAGGAGAUAUGUGGGUAGUUUUGAAGUAGAAUGUUGGUGUACAAGGUACGUCGUCGGCUUGCUCGACGUCAAUGAAAAAGUUUUGCUAUCCAAAAGUCAAUCAAAAGAUAAUUUUGUUCAUGUUAAUAGAGUUGAGAAGUCAGGGAAUAGGCGUGAAAUUGGAAGAAUUGUGGAAAUAUGUGCAAAAAUAGUAGCACCAUUAUUGGAAUGUCAUGGUAUUGAGUUCAGUGCGUCAUUGAGCCCUAUAUCAAGUCGAAAGCUUAGGACAGGAGAUUCAUUCUACAUAACGCUUGACUGUUUUGUGACUGAUCAACUAUUUGAAGCAAGACCCUUUGAUGAAGAAGAUCUGGAAAACGUUUUGAAAACUGCCCAACAUGCCAGAUCAGCGAACACCCAAUAUGCUCUGGAUAAAGGUACUGCAUUGAUCAGCUUGUUCAAAAAGCUGAACAUAAUUUCAGACGACAGUCAAGAUGUUAAAGUAAAAGAGGCGACAGGUUUUGGGGAACCAGAAGAUGAAAACGAAAGAAGAUUACAGGAUCAGCAUUUAGAGGAAAAUGAUGGGGCGUUAGCCAUGAAUCAGCUAAAAUCUUUCUAUCAGUCUACUGAACUGAAAUAUGAAGAUACACUGCUCCCGGAUUCAAAACCCAAUGAUUUUUUGUUGGAAUUACGUCCCUAUCAGAAAUACGGAUUGAGCUGGAUGCUUUUCCGUGAACAUGAAUAUGAUUUGGUUGGACUCAACAAUCCCCAAGUCACAGAUGAACGAAAAGAGAAUUUCAAAAAAAUGAUGACAGAAAAUAAUGGCACUAGAAACCCCUUAUGGAAGGAAUGUAAAUGGCCUACUUUCUCAUCAUUAUCAGACGAUGGUUUUUGUGAAAACACGGAAAAUUCUUUUUACGUGAAUCUUUACACCGGUGCGUGUUCCCAUUAUUGCCCUGUGAUACAAAAUCAUACGUAUGGUGGCAUACUAGCUGAUGAAAUGGGAUUAGGGAAGACAAUCACUACCCUGGCGCUUAUCCUCAGCUGCCACCAAGAUAAGUCUUAUACUCAACCACGCCGCAGAGACAGAUAUGCUUAUAGGACUACGCUGGUAAUUGUUCCCAUGGCCCUACUAUCGCAGUGGGAAAGUGAAUUUGCAAAAGCGAAUGGCAACACGCAAAAAAAGUGCUUUAUUUAUUAUGGCAGUGAAACAUUAGGCGAUUUGAGUCUAUUACUGUGCGAGAACCCCACUGCACCCAUUAUGAUUUUGACCACAUACGGAACGGUUCAAAGCGAGGCAGCGAGAAUCACAAAGACAGGAAAUAGGAUAGGUUUGUUUUCAGUUACGUUUUUCCGUAUUAUCAUCGACGAAGGUCAUAAUAUAAGAAAUAGAUCAGCCAAGACAACAAAAGCUGUGAAUUCUCUCAUGUCAAGCAGAAAAUGGGUUCUAACAGGUACCCCAAUCGUCAACAGACUGGAUGACUUAUACUCACUUUUCGUUUUUUUGGAUCUGCAACCGUGGGCAAAAUAUUUCAUUUGGAGACGAUUUAUCACUGAACCGUUUGAUCAGGGAAGAGACUUGAAUAAUGCGUUUGCCCUAUUAAAGUCAAUUUUGAAUCCAAUAAUUCUUCGAAGAACAAAAGAUCAGAAGGACAAGGAUGGCAAUUUGUUGGUAUCACUCCCGUCGAGGGAGAUCAUAAUCGAAAGACUGAAAUUUAAUGAGAAAGAAGAAGCUCUUUAUAAUCAUCUAAAAGCCAAAGCAAUCACCGUGCUCACCGAGAAUCUGAAGGCAGGGCUUGUUCUAAAAAACUAUUCUUCAAUACUAACUCAUCUUUUGCGUUUAAGACAAGUAUGUUGCCAUUUGGACCUAAUGAGAUUGUCUUUCAAGGAUAUGCUAAACGAAGAUGAAGAUCUGAAAGAAAGUUCAAAGUUACUGGCAGAUCAGGCUGUGGACGAGAGUUUUCGAGUUUUGCAGGAUCUUGAGAAAGAAGAAGAAAAAAGUAAAAUAUCUUCUGAGCAAUUGCUUGCCAUGAAGAACGAGAUAUACCAGUCAUAUCCAGACUUUGACGGGAUCGAAUGCGCCAUUUGCACAGGCCCCAUUGAAAUUGAGACAUGUGUGAUUACUGAAUGUAAGCAUUGUUUUUGUCUUGGCUGUCUUAUGGAGCAUUUCAAUUUUCAAUCUCGGCUUCAUACUUCUAUUAGUGCUAGCAACAAUCUGAUUCAAUCCCAGCUUUCCGAGGCUCCAGUAAUAUCGACAGAAGUACUUUGCCCUGUUUGCAGACAUCCAAUUCAUAAGAACCGUUUAUUCAAAACUUUCAAACCCGAGUUUAAAGGCUGUUCUUCUAUAAAGGUGGAUGAUACUAACGCUUUCCUUACACAGAUCGAUUCUACGCAUGCAAGGAACUACUACAUUCGCCCGUUUAAUACUUGUGGGAAAUCCUCGAAAACCAAUGCUCUUCUUUCACACCUUCAACAGAUAUAUGAAGAAUGUCCCGGUGACCACGUGAUUGUAUUCUCCCAAUUCACAACGUUUUUAGAUCUUAUCGAAAAGGAGCUGAGGAGUUACAAGUCUAAAUUCAGAACUUUAAAGUUUGACGGGAGAAUGAACGUGGACCAAAGACAAGCAACUCUAAACGAAUUCAACACAAAGACAGUAGAUGGGAAAAUAACCGUUCUUUUGAUCAGCCUGAAGGCAGGAGGGGUGGGCUUGAAUUUGACUAUUGCAUCCAAAGCUUUCUUGCUUGAUCCUCAUUGGAAUAAUGCCACCGAGUUCCAAGCUAUAGAUCGUAUUCAUAGAGUUGGACAGAGUAAAAGUGUGAAAGUCGUUAGAUUCAUUAUGGAAGGAAGUAUAGAGGAAAGAAUGCUUAAGAUUCAAGAACGAAAGAAUCAGCUUGGAGAGGCGUUAUCCAUGAACGAUGAGGAGAGACGAAAAAAGAAAGUUGAAGAGAUUGAAAUUCUGUUCGCCGAUUGA